GGUCACGAAUAGUGUCAGGAACACAGAAGUUCUCAACAUGGAUCAAGUAAAAUAAAAAUAUUAAAACUUUGAUUCGUCGUAUCAUUUAGGAAUCCAACAAAAUUUUGGCGACGAGGAUGGGAUUCCUCCAAUACUUUUUCUAAAGUGACAAUUUUCAAUUGUUGAAAUUUGGACAAGGAUGUACAACAUAAAAUUGGGACUGAUUCAACACUAGUGAAAAACGAGUGCAUUCAACGGAAUUAGCAACACCGUCCUGGACACGAGUGAAUUUAGUCAACCAAUUUACAUCAGCAGAAAUCUAAAUUUUGAGGAUUGGUUGUAAAUCUGGAAGUAGCGACUCUAGCACCAACCACGGAAUUAUUCUGCUGUAAUUCAACUAACCGUUGACACAUCAUCUCGAAAACGCCGUGGACUUAUAAACGGAGUUUCGAAUGUUUUAAAUUGGCUAUUCGGUGUGCCAGACGCCGAUGACGCACAAUAUUAUUCCGAUAAUAUAGAAAUGUUAGUAAACGAUGAUAAACAAAUACAGACUCUCUUAAAAUCUCAAAUUCAAGUGAUAACUAAUACGAUAAAAACUUUCAAUAGUUCAAUUAGUUCCUUGCAAAACCAGGAAUGGGCAAUGAACCACAAUAUGAAAAAAAUUAAUGAGUUCUCAGUACAAACAAAUACCCAGCUUUCAACCCUUAGCACAAAAGCAGCAUUACGGCGGUAUUCAUAGUCGUCCCUCAAGGGAUAGGGGGCCCUCAUUGGCUCACUUAUUUCGCGGACGCGUUUCAUAGUCGAAACUGAGGGCUCAUAAUGCCCUCAAUUGGCCUCUUCCCAUGAGGUUGGUCGUGAGGUCCCUCAAGGGUCCUUUUUGAACUGCAGCGCCUUCAGCGGUCGAAGGCGAAUUCAAUUACCGUUAGGCGUCCCUAAUAGAGUACGGAAUACCGAUUUUAUCGAGAAGCUAUUCGAGGUUAUACGAAGAAGCUUUGCCAGAACUGUUUGUGACAAAUGGAGGAAUUUGACGUUUUCUACGAAAGUGAUACUAGCAACGAGGACGACGAUGAGCAACCCAAUUAUCUGAGAAAACGCUAUAUCCGUGAUUAUGCAAAUCGUUUGGAGCACUAUGAAGACCAUGAAUUUUCAAGAAGAUAUCGAUUUAGUAAAGCCGUUGUAAUUGAUGUAUUGUUGCCUUUAACGCGUACGAAGCUGGAAAAGCAUUGUAAUCGAGGACUACCUAUACCUCCACUUAUACAAUUGCUAACAGCCCUAAGAUUUUAUGCAUCAAACAGUUUUCAGAUGGUUCAUGGAAACCUGCGUUGGUUGAGUCAAGCCUCAGUAAGCCGCAUCGUGAAAAACGUCUCCAUAGCAUUUGCUGAACAGUUGAAGCAAUUUAUUUGUUUCCCACGAAGUGACACAGGAAUCCGUCGAAAUACAGCAAAAUUUUACACGAUUGCUUAUUUUCCUUCUCUUGUUGGAUGUUUGGAUUGUACAUACAUUCCAAUUUCAAAUCCAGGCGGAGAAAAUGCCGAAGUUUUUCGAUGCAGAAAAGGCUAUUUUUCUUUAAAUGUACAGGUUGUCUGUGGCCCAAACAUGGAAAUUAUGGAUAUUGUUGUGAGGCAUCCAGGUUCAACACACGAUAGCGUAACUUUUGAUAGAAGUGCUGUUCGAGCACGUUUUGAAGCAGGCGAAUUUCGCAGCGUUUUGCUUGGAGAUAACGGAUAUCCCUGUC
This is a messenger RNA of Cephus cinctus (wheat stem sawfly), 1714 nucleotides long. RefSeq names its product putative nuclease HARBI1. The transcript has 4 exons. The annotation marks the transcript as partial. NCBI's taxonomy places the organism in Eukaryota, Metazoa, Arthropoda, Insecta, Hymenoptera, Cephidae. The record is from RefSeq and is a predicted model, not a curated record.